AUGCAAACCAUUCAACCGAACCAACCCGUAACGGGGCGGCUAAUAAUAACCCCUAUCUUUUGCAGUGUCUUCUAUCUGUCAUCGGCGCUAUGGAUUUACGUGGUUACCGGAGCAUUAACUUAUCGACUUCCAGCAGACGUUAAACUGUACGAUAAAAAUGUCAAACCAAGUUCAAUUACCGACAUAUCAGUGUCACUCUACAUCAAUCGCAUAUCAGGAGUGGAUGAAAAUAAAGAGGAAAUUUCGAUCGAUGCAUUUCUGCAGAUCAUCUGGGAGGAUACACGGCUGGUACCGAAGGAGGAGCCGGACAUGACGAAACAGUACGUGGAGCUGACACCAACCGAGCGCAGCAUGGUGUGGGUUCCCGAUCUCUACAUCCGGCAGCUGCGCGAGAUGAAAGUGAUGACCCUGCUCGAGGAAAUGAGCAGCCUUCGGUUGUACAAAAAUAGUACCUUAGCGCUGAGCAUAGGAGCAACAAUAAUCUUUAAAUGCGAUAUGGAUUUCGUUUUAUACCCACUAGACGUACAAAGAUGUCCGGUAGAUUUUAGCAGUUAUAAGUAUACCGUUAAGGAAAUGCGCUUCCGUUGGAAAAACGACAAUGGCGUCACGUUUCCGAACGACUUCGGGGAUCAGUUCUUCCGAUUGCCAAAGUAUGUCGUCUCGUUCUACACCGAACAGGAACCGCGUACGAUCCACUACGGCGACGACAACCACAGUUCGGCCCGGCUCGAGAUCACGCUGUCGCGCGAGGUCAAAAGUUACCUGCUGGAGAACUAUCUGCCCUCGACGCUGUUCGUUUCCAUGUCGUGGGGUUCGUUUGUGGUCGUUCCCGAGAUCGUACCCGGCCGGAUGGUGCUGCUGGUGACGACGCUACUCUCGCUAAUCACCAUGUUCGAUACGGUGCGCAACAAUUCGCCGGAUGCACUGGAACUCAAGUGCCUAGAGGUGUGGCUCAUAUCAUGCACGCUCUUUGUGUUCUUCGCGCUGAUAGAGUAUUUUAUCGUGCUGUUCGGCAUCCGGUACGACAAGCACUGGCGGGUGGCGGCUAAAACCCACGUGACGGUCGCACCCCCGGUGCAGCUCCAAUCGACGCUUAGCCUGUCACAGAAUACCGUAGAGACGCCGAUGAAUUCCAACCAUGCCCGGCGUGAAAAUGGCCUUGAAAGCAACACCCUAAAGGUGACGGGUACGAACAAAGUGCAACCGCAAGAGUCGGAUCCGAAUAAACCCGGAUCGAUCAGCAAUCUUUCCGGGAGCUUUCAAACCACACAACACGUUACUUCUGUUAUGACUAGAAGGCGCGUUCACAGCUUCCGCAACGUGGCCGACGUGGCGCUAAUGUAUGCCGGCUCCCAGCGGGGCCGGUUGGACCAAAUUUCGCUAAUCAUCUUCCCGCUGAGCUUUCUCAUCUUUACAAUCGCCUACUGGACAAUGUACAUCAGCGAAUCGAAUAGAAAAAAGCUUUAG
Sabethes cyaneus is the source of this 1467-nucleotide messenger RNA. Its product is annotated as glycine receptor subunit alpha-4-like. The transcript is spliced from 10 exons. Gene Ontology annotation, cellular component: synapse; neuron projection; membrane. Bases 1 to 1467 code for a protein of 488 amino acids. Lineage: Eukaryota; Metazoa; Arthropoda; Insecta; Diptera; Culicidae. Gene Ontology annotation, biological process: nervous system process; regulation of membrane potential; chemical synaptic transmission. The record is from RefSeq and is a predicted model, not a curated record. Gene Ontology annotation, molecular function: neurotransmitter receptor activity; extracellular ligand-gated monoatomic ion channel activity; chloride channel activity.